UAACAAUUGAUAGACAAUAAUGGAGCGACGAAAAAUGGGCAGAGGAUUAAAUCGUUCGAUCUACGCAAUCACGCUCUUAUCACUAAUUACAGUGGUGAUUUUCAUCUUUGCGUGGAGACCAAUACUGCUUUCGUAUUUCUUCAGAUACACUAAGAUCAUUAUUUUAGAAGCUUUAAGCUAUGAACAGAGAGUUUUGGACAAUGAACAACAACUUGCUCAUAAGGAAUGGAGAACGUAUCAGAUUGAAAGUCGUUUUGGCCAAGAAUGGUGCAAAGAAAACGUACAAGCAAGAAGCGAUGUUACGUGGCUAACAAUUGUGGUGGACGAUAAUUUCGUCGUUCCUGCGUUGGUUCUCGCUCACUCCAUCCAAGCAUUCUCUUGCCACAAGAAUAUGAUUGUCCUGAUUUCAGAUACAGUGACCGAAGAAGCCCAGGCGGCACUUGAGAAAGUUGGUUGGGACACUAGAUUAGUUGAAGCAAUGGACUGUGACUGGCUGGAUGCAAAAAUGACCCUUGAAAGAAACGAAGGACUGUUUGCAAGACCACGAGGCUACAGAAUUAUGGGAACACACACUCGAUUCCACGCGUGGAAAUUUUCUGAAUUUUCGAAAAUCAUUUAUGCCGACGCCGAUUACAUGUUGAUGACGAAUAUCGAUGAAUUGUUUGAUAUUCCAGAUGACUUUGCUGCCGUUCCUUGCGCGCGACCUGGUGUAAUAGAUCCUUGCUUUAAUGCUGGUCUCCUUGUUUUUAGACCAGGUGCCAAAUACUAUCAGGAAAUCAUGGACUUAUGGCAGGAAACCACCCAAAGAGAUACUUGUCCUGACGAUCAAGUUUUGCUCUGGCAUUAUUACGCCGAUGCUGGAAACUGGAGAGCACUUCCUUACUCAUUCAACAUCAGACUCAUCAUCUACAGACCCUUUAACUCUUAUCACUUUGCUGGAGGCAAAGGCGGCUAUCAUCCUCCCAAGCCUUGGUCCGCAGAUUGCAGACCAAGCAGGAAAGAAGCUGCAGAGUAUGACAGACCAAUUGUUGACAUAUCAGAUGUAGAAAUAGUUUUCUGGAAGAAUUUUUAUCAGCUACUGAAAAGGUAUAAUUUAGAGGACUGGUGGAGAUCUACCAAGCUGUAUCGACCAAAGCAAGAGUUUGGUGUCGUACCCUAUGCGGAUUGCAAACAAGGUAAAGGGAACGUGGAGUUAUAGUCGUGAUAACACCCUUUCAAAAAGAAGUUUGUUUUUUCCAUCACCUGUUCACUGUUUACUGUUAUGAAUUGAAUAACAGGAAGUUACAUGGUAUUGAUUUCUGAGAGUUUAAACCAGGGAAGAACCCGAAAAAACUACUCAUUACAAAUUAAAAACUGAAAUUUAGUGUUCACCAUUUUCUGUGUAGAGAAUACAUUAAAAUUCUGUUCCUUAUCUCAACAACAUCAGAAAGCGUGAGUAGUUCUUCUAUUCAAAAUGAUGAAGUAAAUUUACAUUGGACAUGCAUGUCCAACAUAUGUUGGCAAAACUUACGUAUGGCCUAUCCCCUUUCCGGCAUUGCGGGGAAGAACAAUUCACGUUGCGGUGUUGCGGGGAUCUCAAACCUUGCAGUGUAGGAUGCUCGUAAUUUCAAACCGGUGUUCGGUGAAAUAAACCAGAUUUUGAU
Messenger RNA from Stylophora pistillata, 1643 nucleotides. Its product is annotated as glycogenin-1. Gene Ontology annotation, molecular function: glycosyltransferase activity. NCBI's taxonomy places the organism in Eukaryota, Metazoa, Cnidaria, Anthozoa, Scleractinia, Pocilloporidae. The record is from RefSeq and is a predicted model, not a curated record.